AUGUCCUACUACGAGGUUGCCCUCUUCGGCGAGUUCUUCGCAAAGGACCUUAAACCCAUAAUUAACCGCAUAACCCUGCACUCCGAAUCGUCGCGUGCCAUGCAUAUCCGUGAAGUCGUCUAUGAACCCAUAGACGCGGCCCAGCAGCGUGACUCAGGCAGUGAACCGGCACUUCUUCGUGCCCGAAAAGACCUCACAGACCCAGAUCAAGGCUGGGUACUCUAUUCCUACCUAAAACCGGAGUCAGUUCGCGCGCACCCAGAAGCAACAGUCCGGCCGUGGGCUACCUGCGAAGUCAUCGGAGACGCGUUGGGCUUCGCUUCUGCUCUUGGUUAUGUCCGUCGCUCCCAAAUAUUCAAACGAGGCUAUCUAUUUCGUCGAGGACCACUUGUAAUCCAGAUGUUUCAGCAAGAACAGGUUGACCCUAGGACCCAGCAACCCAUUCCAGCCCAUGCAGACACACUUUGGGAAGUCGAAGUUAAAACUGCUUCCCCAACGCGAAAUACACAGGAAACACCACUAAGCAUCGCUGUGAACGCAGUUGUCGAAGUCCAACUGCUUAUGAAAGGGCUGCUCGAUUUGCGACGCCAGGAUUCCUAG
Messenger RNA from Mycena indigotica, 600 nucleotides. RefSeq names its product Mediator of RNA polymerase II transcription subunit 18. The record is from RefSeq and is a predicted model, not a curated record. Gene Ontology annotation, biological process: termination of RNA polymerase II transcription; regulation of transcription by RNA polymerase II. Gene Ontology annotation, molecular function: transcription coregulator activity. The transcript has 3 exons. NCBI's taxonomy places the organism in Eukaryota, Fungi, Basidiomycota, Agaricomycetes, Agaricales, Mycenaceae. Gene Ontology annotation, cellular component: mediator complex; core mediator complex. Bases 1 to 600 code for a protein of 199 amino acids.